AUGCCAGCUACGCCACCGGCGCUCACUUCUGCAAAUGCGGGGCACUUGUUGCCGGUGAUCUUGUUACUAUACCUUCGAAAAGACGGAAAUCCCGAUGGUAUAUGGAGUGCAGAUGUGACGUUGGCACUGAUGGUGGGGAAUCCAGAUGGGCUUGAUGUGAUAUUUGCACUGGCGCUCGAGAUCCCAGAUGGGGUGGAACCUUGGAACCCGGAUCGAUCCGAAACGCUGGGGAGAGGGAAGGAGGGGACGGUAGGUGUGGAACUGUUAGAUGAGAUUGUAGGUAGCCCCGAGGGAAUAGAUGCGGCUAAUCCGGAAGAUGUACCCAUAGCUGUGCUGUUCGAAGAAAUCUUAGGGAGUCCAGACGAGGGUGAUCCGCUAGACGAGGUACUGUUGGACGAGAUUGUGCGCAGUCCAGAUGAAGCCGAGAUGGUGGGGACUCCCGUCAACGAACUGUUAGAAGACAUCGUGGGCAAUCCGGAAGCUGCAGUGGUAGAUACAGCGGGUAUUACAGAUGGGGCUGAACUGCUGGCAAGUCCGGUCGACGAAAUGUUCAAAGAGAGGGUAUGGGACCCGGAGGGGGCAAUAGAACUCUGGAGUCCAGAUCGAUUCGCACUCGGCUGGGUGAAAGGAGGCACCGUAGGAGAAGAGCUAUUGACAGAAGUCUCUGUACCGUUCUCGACAGGACAUACACCUCCAAGAGGAGGUAGCGUGGUAGGGCUUGAGCCUGAUGAGGUCGAAGUAGGUGUGGUGAUGUUCGAAGAUCCAGUGGCAAUGCCCGAUGAAAAGACUGAGAACCCUGUAGAAGCACCCGAAGAAACUCCAGGCGUAGGCACAGUGGAGUUGGCAGGUCCGAUAGGAAUCACUGAUGGGGAGCCAAAAACGAUUGGUGCCGAUCUUGGAGGUCCACUCAUAGGAAUGACUGGGGGAGCGGUAGCGGUGAAUGAUGUCAAGCUUGUUGAUCCACCAGGAGCAUUUGAAGCAGAGCUUGAAACGACUGCUGUAGCACUUGAAGGAGAAGAAAUACCAGGGGAAACGCUAGAGGCAGGAGCUGUGGAGUUGAUCGAAACCACAGGAGCACCCGAGGAACCGACAGUUCCCGAGGUGGUAGCAGAACCGGGGGACGCACUAGAGAUUGGGAGGGGCGACCUAAGGAUCGCGCUGAUUGAAGGGAAGGGAAUUGUGGCCGUGUUGCUAGGGGACAAUGGAACCACCGUGCUUGACGGGGCGAUGCCACUUGAGGCUGGCACAGUAGUGGCAUUUACUGGCGAAGGGAGCAUAAUUAAUGUCGUCGUAAGGAUAUCGAAAGCUGUGCCAGAAAUGGUGCCUUCUAAAUAG
This is a messenger RNA of Letharia lupina, 1335 nucleotides long. RefSeq lists its product as uncharacterized. NCBI's taxonomy places the organism in Eukaryota, Fungi, Ascomycota, Lecanoromycetes, Lecanorales, Parmeliaceae. Bases 1 to 1335 code for a protein of 444 amino acids. The transcript is spliced from 3 exons. The record is from RefSeq and is a predicted model, not a curated record.